This is a messenger RNA of Acanthosepion pharaonis, 2103 nucleotides long. The record is from the annotation of a GenBank genome assembly. Lineage: Eukaryota; Metazoa; Mollusca; Cephalopoda; Sepiida; Sepiidae.
AUGUACCCCCUCCCCGCUGGAAACUGUGGACGGAUCAGGUCUCCAUACAUCUAUUUAUUCCCAUCUUCUAUAUUUCAUAAUCAAUUUAUCCUACUUCUAUUUAUUCACCUCCUUUUUUUAUCUCCUCCUUUAUUUAUCAUCUUCCUCUAUUUAUAUUCCUCCUCUAUUUAUACCCCUCUUAAAUUUAUCCCCAUCUUCUAUUUAUUCCCAUCGUCUAUUUAUCCUCUCCUCAAUUCAUCCCAUCCUCUAUUUAUUCCCCCUGUAUUUAUCCCCUCAUCUAUCUAUCUAUCUAUCUAUCUAUCUAUCUAUCUAUCUAUCUAUCUAUCUAUCUAUUUAGCUAUUUAUCCUAUCUAUUUCCUCCACUAUUUAUUUUUACUUCCAUUUAUUCUUCUAUUUAUUCAGCUCCUCUAUUUAUUCCCCUCCUGUAUUUAUCCCUCCUCAACCUCAAUUUAUUCUUCCUGUAUUUAUUCCCUCCUCUAUUUAUUCCCCGUCAAUUUAUCUCUCAUCUAUUUAUCCCGCCUCUAUUUAUUCAUCUCCUCUAUUUAUUACCCUCCUGUAUUUAUCACCCUCCUCAAUUUAUUCCCCUCUAUUUAUUCUCUCCCUCUAUUUAUUUCCCUCCUCUAUUUACUCCCGGAUACAAUUUAUAUCGCCACUAUUUAUUCCCCCUCAAUUAUCCAUCACUUAUCCUCUAUUUAUCCCUCCUCUAACUUAUCCGGCCUCAUCCCCUCCUCUAUUUAUUACCCCUCCUGUAUUUAUCACCCUCCAAUUCAAUUUCUAUUCAUUCCCACCUCUAUUUAUUCUCUCCCCAUCCUCUAUUUAAUUUCCCCUACUCUAUUUAUUCCCCCUCCUUCAUUUAUGCCUUUUCCAUUUAUCCCCUCCUGUAUUUAUCCCUAUUUUAUCCCCCUCCUCAAUUUAUCCACUCAUUCCCUCCUUCAUUAUCCUUCCAUUUAUCCCCCCUCCUGUAUUUAUCCCUAUCCUCUUUUAUCCCCUCCUCAACUUAUCCACCUCUAUUUUUCCCCUUCAUUUAUGCCUCUUCCAUUUAUCCCCUCCUGUUUAUCCCUAUCUAUUUAUCCGUCCCUAUCUCAAUUCAACCCUCUUCUAUUCAUUCUCCACCUCUAUUUAUCCUACUACUGUUUUUAUCCCCAUCCUCUAUUUAUCCGUCCUCCUUUAUGCCUUUCUUAUUUAUCCCCCCUGUAUUUAUCCCUAUUUAUUUAUCCCUCCUUCAUUUAUCCCUUCUUCCAUUUAUUCCCCCCUCCUUUAUGUAUUUAUCCCCCUCCUGUAUUUAUCCCUCCUCUAUUUAUCCGUCUCCCUCAAUUUAUCCACCUACUCUAUUUAUUCCCUCCUUCAUUUAUGCCUUCUUCCAUUUAUCCCCCUCCUGUAUUUAUCCCUAUCCUCUAUUUAUCCCUCUCCUCAAUUUAUCCACCUACUCUAUUUAUUCCCCUCCUUCAUUUAUGCCUUCUUCCAUUUAUCCCCCUCCUGUAUUUAUCCCUAUCCUCUAUUUAUCCGUCUCCUCAAUUUAUCCACCUACUCUAUUUAUUCCCCUCCUUCAUUUAUGCCUUCUUCCAUUUAUCCCCCUCCUGUAUUUAUCCCUAUCCUCUAUUUAUCCGUCUCCUCAAUUUAUCCACCUAUUUAUUCCCUCCUUCAUUAUUCCUUCUUUUUAUCAUUUAUCCCUCUUCCAUUUAUCCGUCUCCUCAAUUUAUCCACCUCUCUAUUUAUUCCCUUCAUUUAUGCCUUCUUCCAUUUAUCCCCUCCUGUAUUUAUCCUUCCUCUAUUUAUCCGUCUCUUCAAUUUAUCCACCUCUAUUUAUUCCCCUCCUUCAUUUAUGUCUUCUUCCAUUUAUCCCCCUCCUGUAUUUAUCCCUAUCCUCUAUUUAUCCGUCUCCUCAAUUUAUCCACCUACUCUAUUUAUUCCCCUCCUUCAUUUAUGCCUUCUUCAAUUUAUCCCCCUCCUGUAUUUAUCCCUAUCCUCUAUUUAUCCCUCUCCUCAUUUUAUCCACAUACUCUAUUCCCCUCUUUCAUUUAUGCCUUCUUUAAUUUAUCCCCCUCCUAUCACUUGUUCUUUCUCUUGCAAUAUUCUUCAACCUGCGUCUCGUUGGCAGAAUAA